This is a messenger RNA of Ceutorhynchus assimilis (cabbage seed weevil), 1395 nucleotides long. The record is from the annotation of a GenBank genome assembly. NCBI's taxonomy places the organism in Eukaryota, Metazoa, Arthropoda, Insecta, Coleoptera, Curculionidae.
AUGUCGUCGGCACGAGCAAAGAAAAUUUUAGCUAUGGCAUCCAAAGCAUACGACGAAAAUAAUCUUACAUCUCUGCCAAAUACAACAUGCUUUACUCAGGAGACCAUUGUCGAAGAUACAAGUCUGGAUGAAAUUUCAGAUGAUUUCACUCCAAAUUCCGAAAAAAAUGUCUAUUUCACUCAGAAAAAAUGCUCAGAUUCAACAGAACCGACUGGUUUUUCUCCUGACUGUCAAAAUAGUACUCUCUCUUAUGACGGAAUCAAGAAUGGAGCACUUGAUUUCGAACGUUCACCUGCGGUUCAAACUCUACCUGACAUCAUUGAAAAUGACGAGAAUGUAUCAGGAAAUUAUUCUCAAAAAACCCUUCAUAUUGAUGCGAAUUCCUCUGAGCCUCAGAAUGAAAUACCCCACCCCUUGCCCAAUACGGAUACCACUGAGCAGCACCAAGAGCCGACUAAGGAAAAUGCAGAGGAGCCAGGUUCUUAUGUACCGAAGCCAGGUUGUUCUGCGGGGAAGCCAAGUUCAGAAUACUCUGUAUCAUACGAUGAUGAAAGCCCUACAAUUUUACGAUUAACAAAAAGGAAUUAUUAUGUUUCACCACUCCAUAGCGACGAAAGUGAUAUUGACGACUCUGAUGCCGACCCCAAUUUCACGGUCGAUAAUUCUCCAGAGGCUGGACGAAGUUCACACGAUACUGACAAAGAAAAUAUUCAAAGCGAUGAAUCUGUGUCAGCAGAACCAGAUAAUACGAAUAAAGGAAAGAAAAGGAAACUGAAUGCACAAGAGUGGGGAGUGAAAAAGACGAAGCUACUUCGAAAUUCCGGUAAGGCUUAUACUUCAUGUUCCAAAUCAAAGAAGAAGUUUCCUGAGAGAAAACUUCGUCCGGCUUGUACGGAAAAAUGUAGAUUAGGUUGUUCUGCAAAAAUCAGUGAGGCAGCAACACUUGAUAUAAACAAUAGGCCUAUUCGCACAACUGUGAUGAAGAAAAGUGAUACUGGGUUUCUGUCCCAAGAUAGAAGAGGUAAACAUGGAAAGCAACUGGUUCUUGCUCCAGAAAUAAAAGAUAGUGUGAGGAGAUUUAUAAGAGCAAUACCUACAAUAGAAUCUCACUAUCUUAGAGCACAAACAACUCGGGAAUACAUAGAAGGAGGAAAAAGUUUAGCAGAUUUGUACAGAGUCUAUAAGGAAGAACGUGAGAGGCAUCAUUUACCAAUAGCAAAUUCAGAUGGCGAAUUUAAUAUUUCCUUUUAUGCCCCGAAAAAAGAUCAAUGCGAUCAGUGUGAAUCAUACAAAAACUCAGACCAAGAAGGAAAAGCUAAGCUGGUUGAAUCUUACAAUCUCCAUUUGGAAAAAAAAAGCUCUCUAGGGAACAGAAGAGUAUUGACAAAAAUAUAG